UCUUCUUCUUCUUCUUCUUCAACUCCAUCACAACUCUCUCUCUCUCUCUAGAUCCAACAACUGCUCAUAUAACUUCCGAUUUCAACUUCCGGCGAAUGAUUUAGAUCCCGGCUCUCUCUCCUCCGCCUUUGAUUUGAUUCUGUGAGGUAGGCCAUGUGAGCGGUUUUAAGAAGAUUGUUUAUCAUUGCUUUCAUAACUGGCAUUUGAUGAUCAGUUCUUUUAGUAUGAUCACCAUGGGAAAAAGCAAAGGUUGUGGGAAAUUAGGAAGAAUGAUGCCAAGGGGUGUAUCUGUGAACACAUAUCAGUUUGCCCUUCUGUUGUCUCCUGUUGUUUCUGUUUGGGAUUGCAUCGUACGCAAAAUGAGGUAUUCUUAUAGACCUGAGUGGGUGUAGUUGUGAGGAUCUUUGUAGUAUAUUAGUUUUCAACAAGAGAAUCAAUUAAAUUUUAUUUAGUGAUAUAGAAAUUUAAGGGGACAUAGUUAUAGGGAAAAUGUAUACACUUAGAGGAUCUUCAAAGUAAGUUAAAACAAAGUGAGCUGUUCAGAGAUUGUAGUCUCAAUGGAUAAAAUGGAGUGUAAUAAAGUGCAAGCUGUUAUGAGAAAAGUUAAAAAGAAGCAGGUGAAGGAUGAUUUGGAUCGACAGAAACAAGCUGAGAAGAAGAAGAGGCGCUUGGAGAAAGCUCUUGCUACUUCAGCUGCCAUCAUCUCUGAACUAGAAAAGAAAAAACAAAAGAAGAAAGAAGAGCAACAAAGGCUAGAUGAAGAGGGUGCUGCAAUUGCUGAGGCUGUUGCUCUGCAUGUUCUACUGGAAGAUGACUCUGAUGACAGGUGUGAAAUUGUUCUGAACAAAAAUGAAGUGCUCAACUCCUGGCAUUCUCCUGGUGAUAUAGACUUGUUUAUGGGUGGAGGAAGGGCUUGUUUUCCUCAUCAGGAUUCGGCGAGGUGGUGUUCACUCGAGGGAAUGGGGUGGGCAUCAAAUGCUUACAGAUCAGGGUGUAAGUGGGGUGGUUUGGAGAACAGUGAAUGGCCAUUCUCUACUGUGCCGUAUGGAAGGGAUUACCACCAUACUUCAUUUUGCCAGGAAGCAGGAUGGGGGCCAACAGGAUUUGCUGCUGGUCUCCUUGCGGCGCAGGCAGUUUCAUCUCUCCAGAUUGCAGAGGAUUCACAUGAAGGCACAUUUGUGCUUGAUGGUAUGCUAAGACGGUAGAUGACAUCCGAGUGAAAUUUUCAUGUUCAUGGAAACUAUAGCCUGGGCUGUAUUACAAUAAUAAUGUUGUAUAUAUAAUCUUGCAAAUGUUUGUUUUCAUGAGAUACAUAACUCUUCCUCAGUUUGGUGAAUGUAUAACUAUAUUUUUCUUGAA
This is a messenger RNA of Argentina anserina (silverweed cinquefoil), 1359 nucleotides long. RefSeq lists its product as uncharacterized. NCBI's taxonomy places the organism in Eukaryota, Viridiplantae, Streptophyta, Magnoliopsida, Rosales, Rosaceae. The transcript is spliced from 2 exons. Bases 558 to 1205 code for a protein of 215 amino acids. The record is from RefSeq and is a predicted model, not a curated record.